This is a messenger RNA of Lithohypha guttulata, 1539 nucleotides long. RefSeq lists its product as uncharacterized. NCBI's taxonomy places the organism in Eukaryota, Fungi, Ascomycota, Eurotiomycetes, Chaetothyriales, Trichomeriaceae. The transcript has a single exon. The record is from RefSeq and is a predicted model, not a curated record. Bases 1 to 1539 code for a protein of 512 amino acids.
AUGUUUUGGAUGGUGUGGUACGGCGUUCAAGAGAUUGAAUUGGAACACGACUUUCCGACACCUGUAGAGUGGGGAUUUAGGGCAAGAUGGGAUGGGCGUAAUGGUAAAUGCGUGCUAUGGAGGAUCUCGGCGCGUGGGUUUGCACGAGAAGGAGAGUGGGGGCUUGCCUAUGAGUAUUUAUCGAACCUGCAGGAACGUCUGGAGAAUCCGAGGCGUGAAGGGAAGAGGCUGAAAGAGCAAGAGGUCGCAGGUGGGAAUGGUGCCUUGUUAGUGGACGGUGUGGGCAAGAUUGGAUACGAUAUCAACGCGAAGAGUGAGCAGUGGAAACAAGGCUACUGGGAAUGCCUGAUGGGACUGGCGAAGGUCGCAGAAUAUCUUGACGGGCAUGUGAAGAGGAAAGGGAAAGAACUGAACAGCAGGACUAAGCUCUACACAUGGGAGAAUAUUCCUGGACCACAAAACCCGAGGCCGGUGGCUGUUCCCUGGGAUAAGGACGGCGCGCAUCUGAACGUGCCUACUUUCAACGAGGUAGAAGCUGCCAUGGAGGCUCCAGAGGCCUAUUACCUCAGGAUUCUAACGAGUAAGGGAUUCAGCAACCGUCAAAGGUUAGAUGCCGCACUAGCUUGUGCUGAUUGGUACGAUUACAAGAAUUUAAGGGAGACAGCUGCAGGGAUGUAUGACUGGGCCAUCGACAUAGCCGCUGGAGGUUUGCCAGAAGGAGCUGAUCACGUAGUCGACAUUCAGACUGGCGUCAUCAAUGCGGGAAAAGAGCGAUUCGUCAGUGAGAACCUGCUCAGAGCCUCGACUGCGUUAGGGGUAUGGCACGCGAAACAUGGUGAGGUGAAAGAGGCACUGCCAAUUUUCCUCAGUGUGCUGCGUGCAAGGAAAGCCCUUCCUCCAGCACCUCCACAUUUUCAAUCGCUCGCUUCAGGGCAGAAGAGAAUGACACCAGCCGAACGAGAAGCUCAGACGACCAGAAGUGUAGUCCAAGGCUAUUUGCAGAAUUUCAUCGACUUCUUUCGCGAAUCGGAUAAGCUCAAUGUACAAACAAGUGGUGACGAGCAACCCUUCCAUAGUCUGAAGGAAGCCUGCGAGGAGGUGGGUGUAAUGACGUAUAUUGGUGAGAUUCUCUUCGCGACAGGUGGGCAGGAACGAGAGAAGGGCCUGAGCUGGACACGAGACAGUGUUGAUGCUGCAGAGGCAGUGUUGUGGUUGAUGGACGAUCAGAGAGCUGGUCAAGGUGAAAAUGGCCGCGACCGAUGUCGAGAAUGUUUGAGUACUGGACUAGAGAAUUGGCAGCAGAUGGCGCGGCAGAUGACACGGUUGGCAAGGCAGAAGAAGGAGGAGGCACAACAAUCGAGAGGCUGGCUUGGUCUGGGGAUUGGACAGAGCUCAGCAGUUGAAAAGGCCACAGAAGAAGUCCAGAAAUGGGAAGAAGAGGAAGGUCAGAUUGAUUUGAAAAGGCAGAAGACGGCCAGUCUACUGUCGAUCUUGAAGCCAACGGGAAAUCCUUUCGGUAUGAUAUCCACGGUCACUUAG